Molecule: messenger RNA, 528 nt
Organism: Cyphellophora europaea CBS 101466
Lineage: Eukaryota; Fungi; Ascomycota; Eurotiomycetes; Chaetothyriales; Cyphellophoraceae
Exons: 2
Coding region: 1-528 (175 amino acids)
Source: RefSeq, a predicted model, not a curated record
AUGCACGGCUUCAAGUUGACUGGGGAGAACGUGGAGGCCACAAAAUCUGUCCCCGACUUCGAUCAGUCCACUCUAUUGACCAUGCCUGAACCUCCCGUCGUAAAGGCCGAGCCCGAUGCGACCAAGCCGAAGGCCAAACGCGCCUACAACAAGAAGAAGACCGCCCCCACCAAGGUCGAAGAGCCCGAUCGGGAGACCGAGACCAAACGCCCCGCCCCCAACACUACCAGCCCACCAAGGAAGAGAGCGAAGACUGCUCGCAACAUUCCCAGGAAGCUCCCUGGCAAGAGACAGUCGAAGCUUCUGCCCGAGUUCGACAAUAUCGCGGGCCAAUAUGGACAGUAUCUCGAGGAUCUGAGUACACGGGCGGUUAGUGCAAUGUUGGGCAAAGAACAGGACAAGACACCCGGGAGUGAGGUCGCCGAGGAGGCUGAGGCGAGCUCACAAGCUUCUACAACCGGAAUCGUUGCACCAACCACUUUCGCCCAUGUUGUUCAUAUCCAUGACGAUGGGGGAGACGAGGACUGA